This is a messenger RNA of Patella vulgata (common limpet), 5046 nucleotides long. Its product is annotated as serine/arginine repetitive matrix protein 2. Lineage: Eukaryota; Metazoa; Mollusca; Gastropoda; Patellidae. The record is from RefSeq and is a predicted model, not a curated record. The coding region runs from base 201 to 4412 and encodes 1403 amino acids. The transcript has 2 exons.
AGAAUAGUUGGACAUUAAAACGCAGUUCAUAUCAUUUUUGUUUACUUGUGGUAUGUUAAUACGGAAGCGUGACCUACCGAUAAUGUUUGUAAUCUGUAUCUGGACAGCUUGAAUUGGAGUAUUUUCGUUCUUUCUAUAUGAAACUGGUCGAGGAAUAUUCAUUGACUUGGAGAAUGAUAAUCUAAAAACAAUAACAUACCAUGGCUAGGCUUGUGGUGAAGAUGCUGGUUUGUUUCACCUUGGUUAGUGUUUCGAGGUCAACAUCCGUACAGAAUGAUGAAGCACCUAAAGCAGCGGGCAUUAGAAACAUCGGUGUUCAACAGCGACAUAAUAGCCUGCAAGGCGGUAGAGACGAUAAUGGUUUAAAAUCCGGAUACAUCCAAGAUCAAUCGCUUUUAGAUAACGGAGAAUAUUUUCGUAAUCAGCAUCGACAUAAGAAUACAAAGCAUCAGAAUACUUUAUGGAAAUACCACAAAGUUCCUGAAAAUGCAAAACAUUUAAGCCAACACGGCGACGUCACAAAAGAACGAAUUGUAAAUAAUUAUGUCAGUUUAUCUGGUCAACCCAUAUUAUACAAACUGAACAAAAAGAAAUCGUCAAGUGAAGAUCUUUUAACAGGGGUUCGGGAUACUGCCCAAGGCCACAGUCGUAAUAGAGGCAGACAUAGACACGAUCAUGGGAGAGGGGAUUCCAAAGACACAAUAGCGUCGUCACGAUCUCGUGGGAGAAAGCACAGAAUAGCGUCACAAUCUCGUACAAUAGAGGAUUCCCCGACAUCAGCAGAUGAACUCUUGGACAGUAGACGCAUAGGUCGCGGUGGACCCCGGAGAGUUAUCCAGAUACUGAAUGUUACGAAACUGGAUCAGCCCGAAUCACACGACAGGAAUUCGGAAAAUAUCAUAAACUGGAUAAAUCCUACUGUUACACAAACCCCAGCAAUUGAUGACAAAAGGAGAAUUCAAAAUGAAGAAAGGGUAGAUCCACGACGCGCUCAGACUAGAACAGAUCCCAGACGAAUAACAAAUAGGGAAGAUCCAACACGAACAGGAAACAGAGAUGAUCCAAGACACACUGGAAACACAUAUGGUCCAAGACGAACCGAAAAUAGACAGGAUCCCAGACGAAACGACAAUAGAGUGGAUCCGAGGAGAACAGAUCCCAGACGAAUAGAAAAUAGAGUGGAUCCGAGGAGAACAGAUCCCAGACGAAUAGAAAAUAGGGAAGAUCCAACACGGACAGGAAACAGAGAUGAUCCAAGACGUACUGGAAACACAUAUGAUCCAAGACGAACAGAAAACAGACAGGAUCCCAGACGAACCAAAAAUAGAGUGGAUCCAAGACGAAAUCAGACUAGAGCAGUCCCCAGGCGAAUAGAAAAUAGAGAAGAUCCUAGACGAACAGAACACAUACAAGAUCCAAGACGAACAGAACACAUACAAGAUCCUAGACGAACAGAACACAUACAAGAUCCUAGACGAACCGAACACAUACAAGAUCCUAGACGAACAGAACACAUACAAGAUCCUAGACGAACCGAAAAUAGAGAAGAUCCCAGACGAACAGAACAUAGAGUUGACCCAAGACGAACAGAAAAUAGACAAAAUUCUAGGCGAACGGAAAAUAGAGUGGACACAAGACGAACAGACAAUAGAGUUGACCCAAGACGAACAGACAAUAGAGUUGACCCAAGACGAAUAGAAAAUAGAGAAGAUCCACGAACAGAGAUAAGAGUGGGCUCAAGAAGAACAGAUCCCAGACGAACUGAAAAUAGAGAGGACCCAAGGCGAACAGAUCUCAGACGAACAGAAAACAGAGUGGAUCCUAGACGAUCACAUCCCAGGCGAUACGAUUCAAGACGAAUAGAGAGUGCAGUAGACCUUAGAAAAACAUUGGGUAGAGUGGACCCAAGACUAAAUGAAGAUAGACUGGAUCCGAGACGACCAGAAAACAGACAGGACCCUAGACGAACAGAAAACAGGCAGGAUCCUAGCCGAUCACAUCCCAAACGAUAUGAUUCAAGACGAACAGAGAGUGAAGUAGACUUUAGACAAACUUUGGGUAGAGUGGACCCAAGAGUAAAUGAAGAUAGACUGGAUCCGAGACGAUCAGAAAACAGGCAUGAUAUUAGACGAACAGAAAACAGAGUGGAUCCGAGACGAACAGAAAACAGAGUGGAUCCUAGACGAACAGAAAACAGAGUGGAUCCCAGACGAACAGAAAACGGGCAGGAUCCCAGACGAACAGAAAACAGGCAGGAUCCCAGACGAACAGAAAACAGAGUGGAUCCUAGACGAACAGAAAACAGAGUUGACCCAAGACGAACAGACAACAGGGCGAAUCCAAGACGAACAGAAAACAGAGUGGACCCAAGACGAACAGAAAACAGAGUUGACCCAAGACAAACAGCAAAUAGAGUAGACCAAAGACGAACAGCUCCAAGACGAAUUGAAAAUAGAGUGGACCCAAGACAAACAGAGUCCAGACGAAACGAUUCAAGACGAACAGCCCCAAGACGAACGGAAAAUAGAGUGGACCCAAAACCAACAACAAAUAGAGUUGACCCAAGACUAACAGAAAGUAGAGUGGACCCAAGACGAAUUGGAGAUAGGCAGGAUCCCAGACGAUCAGAAAACAGACAGGAUCCUAGACGAUUAGAAAACAGACAAGAUUCUAGACGAAAUGAAGAUAGACAGGAUCCUAGACGAACAGAAAUCAGACAGGAUCGCAGACGAACAGAAAACAGACAGGAUCCUAGAUGGACAGAAAACAGACAAGAUCCUAGACGAACAGAAAACAGGCAGGAUCCCAGACGAACAGAAAACAGACAGGAUCGCAGACGAACAGAAAACAGACAGGAUCCUAGACGAACAGAAAACAGACAAGAUCCUAGACGAACAGAAAACAGGCAGGAUCCCAGACGAACCGAAAACAGACAGGAUUCUAGACGAACCGAAAACAGAGUAGAUCCUAGACGCAUAGAAAACAGACAGGAUCCUAGAAGAAUUGAAAACAGACAGGAUUCUAGACGAACUGAAAACAGAGUAGAUCCUAGACGCAUAGAAAACAGUCAGGAUCCUAGAAGAAUUGAAAACAGAGUGGAUACUAGAAAAACUGAAAACAGACAGGAUCCUAGAAAAACUGAAAACAGACAAGAUCCUAGACGAACAGAAAACAGGCAGGAUCCCAGACGAAUAGAAAACAGACAGGAUCCUAGACGCACAGAACACAGACAGGAUCCCAGACGAAGAGAAAACGGGCAGGAUCCCAGACGAAUAGAAAACAAACAGGAUCCAAGACGAACAGAAAACAGACAGGAUCCUAGACGAAGAGACAGCAGACAGGAUCCCAGACGAACAGAAAACAGACAGGAUCCCAGACGAAGAGACAGCGGACAGGAUCCCAGACGAAUAGAAAACAGACAGGAUUCCAGACGAACAGAAAACAGGCAAGAUUCCACACGAACAGAAAACAGACAGGAUCCCAGACGAAGAGAAAACAUGCAGAAUCCCAGACGAACAGAAAACAGGCAGGAUCCCAGACGAACUGGUCCAAGGCGAACAGAAAAUAGAGUUGACCCAAGACGAAUAGAAAAUAGAAUUGAACCAAGACAAACAGAAAAUAGAGAAGAUCCUAGAAGAGGUGGUGUCAGUAGGAAUUCUAGGCGAACCCAGACAAUAAGUGGACGUGGGCAAGUGCAGGACUAUGAUGGAACAGAUCACGGAAGAACUCAAAGUAGAGAUAGGGUAGAUUCUGGGAGAGCUGAAAGUGUGAGUGAUAGAGAUGGCAGGAUAGUCCGUGAUAGAAAUAGAGAUCGAGUAGACGACACCGUUUCAAGAAGAACUCAAAGUAUCGACGGGACGGAUCCAAGAAGAACUCAUAGUAUCGACAGGCCGGAUCCCAGAAGAAAUCAAAGUAGUAGCCGCAUUGAUGAGAAUAGAGUAGAUCGUAGACGGCAAACUGGUUAUGUUUAUGGUACUAUACCUGGAGGUCCUUUAGGCAUACGUAGAAAUGUAUCUGGACCUGGAGGUGCUAUACCGGGAGGUGUUUUAUAUGAUGCUAUACCCGGAGGUCCUUUAAACGUACGUGGUACUGUACCUGGACCUGGAGGUGCUAUAACCGGAGGUGUUUUAUAUGGUGCUAUACCUCAAGGUCCGCGUGGUGCCAUACCAGGGGGGUCUUUGUCUGGACCUGGGGGUCCGUUAUCUGGUGCGAUACCUGGAGGUCCGUUAUCUGGUGCUAUACCUGGGGGUCCCUUGGGAUCACAGAGAUCAUAUAUUUCACAAUCUUAUGUUAUCAGUCGUGUGUAUAAAAAUGGGCGUGGUCGACCAAUAGAAACAAUUAUAGUGGAUCGAAAUGGGCGUGGUGUUAUCAUUGGAGGUAGUUUAGAUAGGAGGGCAAGACGAGGCCUAUAAAUAUAUCAAGUUAAUAAAUCAAUCUAUUUCCGGAAAGAUGGAUGAUAGGCAUUAUAAUUGGUUCUGACACGUCUUGAUAUUUUGGAGUAGCGUUUUUUUAUAGAUGAACUGGUUCGCAAGAGAUCGUUAAGUUCAAAUAGGUCUGGGUACCUCAAAGUUCAAGGUCUGACAAGAUAUAAUCGUUCGCAUUAAUUUUAUGAAACGGUUUCAGUAUGACGAAUUCAACAGUUAGAUCAGGUGUCUCGUGAUAUUGUGAAAACAGGUUAUUGUUCUGAAAGGUGUUCAAAUUGUGUUAAUGAUUCAAUCAGCCCAACUUGCCCAAUUCCGUCUUUCCAAAUUCAAGGGCAGACAAUUUACGGAAACGGACAUCUUGUUUUGAAAGAUUGAGUCGAUUCGUAAUGGAAUAAUGUAGAUGUAUAAUGAAGUUGUCAAACAGACAUAUUGUACCACGUGUGAAACGUUAUUGAUAUUGAUUGAUACAAUACUUAUUGAAUUAUUCCACUUGAAAAUAGUGGACUCUUUUUUUUCUGGAAUAAUGUAUAUAAGACAAAUAACAGGGAACCUCGCUGUGUAUUCUGGAUAGCACAUAUCAAAAAUAAAGACGUUUUAAUGAAGACGUAAUAAUGCUCUCAGA